AUGGAGAAUUAUAUCGGCUGGACACGCCCCCAGCGCCCUCAUUGGUUCCCAAAAUUCGCGGACUUUGACACGAGGAGGAAAUCGACGCGAGAUAGAAAGUUGAUCGGACCCACUUUAAUCACAUUUGUAAAGAGAUCAUUAACUAUGGCUCAAAUCAAUGGCCAUAAUACUGAAACAUGGAAAUCUCACAACAACAUGAUGCUGGAACCUCUGAGCACAAAUGAUCCUGAGGUAUUUGAAAUAAUAAAGAAAGAGAAGAAGAGACAGACGUAUGGAUUGGAGCUCAUUGCAUCUGAAAAUUUCACCAGUCGAGCUGUUUUGGAAGCUCUGGGCUCUUGUAUGAACAACAAGUACUCCGAGGGUUAUCCUGGGCAGAGAUAUUACGGAGGAACGGAGCAUGUGGAUGAAUUGGAACGUUUGUGUCAGGCAAGAGCUCUGAAAGUUUAUGGCCUUGACCCAGAAAAAUGGGGAGUAAAUGUUCAACCAUACUCCGGGUCACCUGCAAACUUUGCCGUAUACACAGCCAUUGUGGAACCUCACGGGCGGAUUAUGGGUCUUGAUCUGCCCGAUGGCGGCCAUCUGACCCACGGGUUCAUGACUGACAAAAAGAAAAUCUCAGCCACCUCUAUUUUCUUUGAGUCAAUGCCUUAUAAGGUCAACCCAGAAACUGGAUAUAUUGAUUAUGACAGACUUGCAGAAAAUGCUCGCCUCUUUCACCCCAGACUUAUCAUCGCAGGCACCAGCUGCUAUUCCCGUAACCUGGACUACUGUCGCCUGAGGAAGAUAGCGGAUGAGAAUGGAGCCUAUCUUUUGGCAGACAUGGCCCACAUUAGUGGUUUGAUUGCUGCAGGACUGAUUCCCUCUCCAUUUGAGUACUGUGAUGUUGUUUCCACCACUACCCACAAGACCCUGAGGGGUUGCAGAGCAGGCGUCAUUUUCUUCAGAAAAGGAGUGCGCAGUGUUGAUGCAAAGACGGGUAAAGAGACGCUGUAUAACCUGGAGAGUCUCAUUAACCAGGCAGUGUUCCCUGGACUACAGGGUGGUCCUCACAAUCAUGCCAUUGCAGGGGUGGCUGUUGCUUUAAAGCAAGCUAUGACUCCAGAGUUUAAGACGUAUCAAACGCAAGUUCUGGCUAAUUGCAAGGCAUUAGCUGACAUCCUUAUGGAGAAGGGCUAUAAAGUAGUUACAGGUGGCUCGGAUACUCAUCUCAUCUUGGUUGAUCUGCGUCCAAACGGAACUGAUGGAGGAAGAGCAGAGAAAGUUCUGGAGGCGUGUGCCAUCGCCUGCAACAAAAACACUUGCCCAGGUGAUAAAAGUGCCUUGCGACCAAGCGGCCUUCGAUUAGGAUCUCCAGCUCUCACGUCCCGAGGUCUGCUGGAAGACGAUUUCCACAAGGUUGGCGAGUUCAUUCACCAAGGCAUCGAGUUGACAUUGGAGAUUCAAAGAAACAUGAAUCCUAAAGCAACUUUGAAGGAGUUUAAGGAUGAACUGGCUCAAAAUGAAAAGUAUCAACUGAAAAUCAAGGAAAUUCGGAAGGAGGUGGAGGCUUUUGCUGGAAAGUUCCCCAUGCCUGGGUUGCCAGAGUUAUAAAUAUUACUCAUCUGACGUUUGAAUAAAAAUCUGCUUCAGUUGAUGCGCACAGAGGUUUAAAUACGGUUCAACAGUCUUAUUUCUAUUGCCAUUAUGCACCUCCAUAGAUUUAUGAACUGUGGUUGGUUAACGUACUCAACAUGAUUUUUGCAUGAAAAGCCUAACUGUACAAAACAGACCAGUAGACAUAAAAUAUCUCUCUGUAAUGACACAUUUGUACAUGCAAUAGAAAUAAAAAAAAUAUUGUUAA
Molecule: messenger RNA, 1840 nt
Organism: Paramisgurnus dabryanus
Lineage: Eukaryota; Metazoa; Chordata; Actinopteri; Cypriniformes; Cobitidae
Source: RefSeq, a predicted model, not a curated record